This is a messenger RNA of Orycteropus afer afer, 1290 nucleotides long. RefSeq names its product actin related protein T3 (gene ACTRT3). The record is from RefSeq and is a predicted model, not a curated record. Lineage: Eukaryota; Metazoa; Chordata; Mammalia; Tubulidentata; Orycteropodidae.
AUGAGCUACUACCAGCUACCGGUGGUGAUCGACAACGGCUCGGGAAUAAUCAAGGCGGGCCUGGCUGGGAGAAGGGAGCCCCAGUUUGUCUACCCAAACAUUAUCGGCCGCACCAAGGGUUCGGAGGAACUGUUCGUCGGUGACGACGCGCAGGACAGACGAAGCUCGUUAUUUAUGAGCUAUCCAGUGGAACGGGGCCUCAUUACUUCCUGGGGAGACAUGGAGAUCAUGUGGAAGCAUAUCUAUGACCAUAACCUGAAGCUAAAACCCUGUGAUGGUCCAAUCUUGAUUACAGAGGCAGCACUGAACCCACUGAACAAACGGCAACAAACCAGUGAAGUGUUUUUUGAGCAUCUGGAGGUUCCUGCCUUCUAUAUGUGCAUCCAAGGUGUCCUGGCACUGUUUGCUGCAGGUUUCACAACUGGCUUUGUGCUGAAUUCGGGUGCCGGGGUUACCCAGUGUAUCCCCAUCUUUGAGGGUUACUGUCUGCCUCAUGGUGUCCAGCAGCUAGAUCUGGCAGGCCUUGACCUUACCAACUACCUCAUGAAGCUGUUGAAGAACCAGGGUAUCAUGCUGCUUAGUACUGCAGACAGAAAGAUUGUUGUAGACAUUAAGGAAACCACUUGUUAUGUAGCAACCAACUAUGAAGAGGAAAUGGCUAAGAAACCUGAUUAUCUGGAAAAAGUUUACCAGCUGCCUGAUGGGAAGAUCAUCAAGCUCCAUGACCAGCUCUUUAGUUGUCCAGAGGCCCUUUUCACGCCACAUCUCAUGAAGCUGGAGGCCCCUGGCAUUGAUAAGAUGUGCUUCAACAGCAUAAUGAGAUGUGAUACAGAUCUGAGGAAUUCCUUCUUCUCCAAUAUUAUCCUUGCUGGGGGAUCAACCUGUUUCCUGGGUUUAGAGAAGCGGCUAGUUAAGGACAUAGCAAAGUUGGUGCCUGCCAACACACCUGUACAGGUUACAGCUCCCCCGGAAAGGAAAAUAUCAGUGUGGAUGGGAGGUUCCAUUCUUGCAUCCCUGUCUGCCUUCCAGGACAUGUGGAUCACUGCUGCAGAAUAUAAAGAGGUUGGACCCAACAUUGUGCACCAAAGAUGCUUCUGAAGUACAGAUAAAAUGGUUAAAAGAAAACAUUUUGGGUAUAUGUGACAGAGAAAACUUCAGAUAUUAUACGUUUCUGGGAGAACAGAAAAAUUGUAAUCACUGGACUGUCUAUGUCUCUGAUGUAUUUUUAUAAGGGGGAAAACAAUGAUGAAGCACUCAAACAGCAGAUGUUUAUUGAGCAAAACCUAGUUA